AUGGCGGAGUAUAAGGCUAGUAAAUGUUCAUUAGGACCAGUGAGAAAAUAUGUGAAGACUCGCGUUUGCAGUAACUCCUACGUAUUUAAAUGGGAGAUAGAAAAUUUUUCUUUAUUGGAUUUAGUCUUGAAAAGCGAUGAGUUCAGCCCUUUCCCAGAGUGCUUUCUCUACUGCGAGAUGGACCCGAAAACAUUCCAGGUUACAUUCUUCGUGCAUUCUGCUGAGAAAAGAUCGCUGACAUGCCAUGUAACAGUUUGUGACAACAAGGGAAAAAUUCUCCUAUGCAAAACUGGCUCUUAUACGCAUGAGAAAGUGGACUACGAUUAUGUUAAGAUGCCAGACGAGAUCGCCAGAGCUUUAAUAGAGGCUCAAACACAUCCAGUGGUAAUCAGCGAGUAUGUUGAAGAAUUAAAAGAUCUAAAAUGUUUGCCAAAUGAUGUAUUGGUAAUCAUUUGCCGCAUAUAUGAUGAUUCCCCUCUCGUGAUUCACCAACAGCAAAUUUCAGAGAGAGAAGUCUCAACACCUUUAGACUACUUGAAAAGAUUGGCGACCGACUUGGCAGAUUUAUCUUUGCCGUCGUCAAAAGAAAAGAUAGAUCUUUGUGUUGGAUAUGAAAGUGAAGCGGUCAAUAAAAGCGUCCUCAGUGCAAAAUCGCCAGUUUUCAAAAAGAUGCUUCAAAAUUUACAACCAGAAAAGCACGAGAAUUCUCUUGUCAUAGCAGACGUCGAGAUAUCUGUCGUGAGGAGUCUCGUUAAGUUCGUGAACAGUGGAAUUAUUCCAGAAUGCGAUGCUGAUCAUCUGUGUGAAUUAUACACUGCAGCAGUUAAGUAUGAAUUGCCAGAACUUGGUGAUGCCUGUAGUGAUCUGUUAAUGUCUAAACUCAGUGUUGAGAACGUCUGCCAAAUUUUAUUUCUGUCUGGUACUUACAGCGAUGAAGAUCUGAAGACGCAUGCGAUAAAUUUUUUGAGAGAUAAUUUGGAGACGGUUCUCGAAUCUGAUGAGUGGCAAUUUCUGAUGCGCGAGGAGCCGAAAACUGCUCUUGAAGCCAUUACAAUGAUAUAA
This is a messenger RNA of Argiope bruennichi, 1062 nucleotides long. Its product is annotated as speckle-type POZ protein-like. The record is from RefSeq and is a predicted model, not a curated record. The coding region runs from base 1 to 1062 and encodes 353 amino acids. Gene Ontology annotation, cellular component: cytoplasm. The transcript has a single exon. Lineage: Eukaryota; Metazoa; Arthropoda; Arachnida; Araneae; Araneidae. Gene Ontology annotation, molecular function: ubiquitin protein ligase binding. Gene Ontology annotation, biological process: proteasome-mediated ubiquitin-dependent protein catabolic process; regulation of proteolysis.